AUGAGUGAAUAUGCCACCGAAAAGGUUGCUGAAACCGAACUGAUGGAAAAAAAAUAUGAGGAAGCCAUCGUACAAGAAGAUACCCAAACCAACGAAGAUCAGUUGUCCGGGCCAGUUGAAGAGGAUGAAGGUAGAACCCCAACUCCAGAAGAAAUGAAGACCUUGAGACAUGUAUCGGAACCAAUUCCUUUAAGAUGUUGGCUUGUAGCCGUCGUUGAAUUGGCUGAAAGAUUCUCUUUCUAG
This is a messenger RNA of Debaryomyces fabryi, 243 nucleotides long. RefSeq lists its product as uncharacterized. Bases 1 to 243 code for a protein of 80 amino acids. NCBI's taxonomy places the organism in Eukaryota, Fungi, Ascomycota, Pichiomycetes, Serinales, Debaryomycetaceae. The record is from RefSeq and is a predicted model, not a curated record. The transcript has a single exon.